GCAGCAUCACAAGGUGGAGUGCAGGGGGGUGAGAGAGGGAGACGCAGAGAGGAUCAGGGUCAGAUGGAGUCUAGUUAGCUAGAGUGAUGUGCAUUGUAUGUUCACAUGAGUGAGCGACAACAAACAAGGGAGAGAGAGAGAGUACUGUGGAGAGCGUGUGCUUGUAGGCGUAUAUGUGACAGAGAGGGAGGAAAGCCAGACAGGAGGCGGAAGAGGACGCCAAAGCAAGAAGGAACAAAAGGGCAUCAAUAUAAAACAAGGGGACCCAUAUUAAGAAGAAAUAAUGGCUGAGCCAGAGCUGAAAUUAAGGAGCAGCCGGGAGAACGUUGCCAAGGAGAAGAUGGGAGAAGCAGACCCAGCCCAAGAUGGCGAGAUCAUUGAAAAAGUUUCUCCGUCCACCCCCAUGGUCGCUGGCCACUCAAGCCCAUCCGACCCACCGCCCGGCAAAGGGCAGAAGAUUGAACUCAAGCGCAGCAUCACACUCUUCAACGGCGUGGGCAUGAUCAUUGGCACCAUCAUCGGCUCGGGCAUCUUUGUCACGCCAACGGGCGUUGUGAAAGAAACAGGCUCGGCCGGACUCUCUUUGAUCAUCUGGUCCGUCUGCGGGGUGAUCUCCACCAUGGGGGCGCUUUGCUACGCCGAGCUCGGCACCACCAUCACCAAGUCCGGUGGCGACUACACUUACAUCCUGGAGGUGUACGGCGAGCUGGCCGCCUUCCUUAAACUGUGGGUGGAGAUGCUAAUCAUCCGGCCAUCAUCGCAGUAUGUGGUGUCACUGGUGUUUGCCACAUACCUCCUUAAACCCAUCUACCCAAGCUGUAGUGUGCCUGACAGUGCAGCCAAGCUCAUCGCCUGCCUCUGUCUCACCGCCCUGACCUUUGUCAACUGCAUCAGUGUGAAAGCCGCCACCAAGGUCCAAGACUUGUUCACUAUCUCCAAGCUGCUCGCAUUGAUAAUCAUCAUCCUCUUUGGCUUCAUACAAAUCUUCAAAGGUGAUGUUCCCUACCUGAUGCCCGAAAAUGCCUUUGAAGGCAGCAAAAUGGGUGUUGACAAUAUAGUCUUGGCCCUGUACAGUGGUUUGUUUGCUUUUGGAGGCUGGAAUUACCUGAAUUACGUAACCGAGGAGAUGAUCAAUCCAGAGAGAAACCUGCCCCUGUCAAUCAUCAUCUCCAUGCCCAUUGUCACGGUUGUCUACAUCUUGACCAACUUGGCCUACUUCACAACCAUUUCCCCUCAAGACAUGGUUGAGUCGGAAGCAGUCGCCGUGAGUUUUGGAGAGUACCAUCUAGGUGUGAUGUCUUGGCUCAUUCCAGUGUUUGUGGGGCUAUCUUGUUUUGGUGCCGUAAAUGGAUCCCUGUUUACUUCAGCACGUUUGUUCUACGCCGGAGCCCGCGAGGGUCAGCUUCCUGCCGCUCUGGGACUGGUCCACACAGACCUUUUCACACCGGUGCCAUCCCUCAUCUUCACAUGUCUGCUCUCCAUGUUUUACGCCAUAUCCCAGGACAUCUUUUCUGUCAUCAACCUGUUCAGCUUCUUCACUUGGCUUUGUGUCGGAAUGGCCAUCGCUGGGAUGCUCUGGCUCCGAUUCAGAAAGCCCAACCUCAGAAGACCAAUAAAGAUCUGGCUGUUUAUCCCUGUGACUUUUGUCCUGGGCUGCAUCUUCAUGAUCAUCGUUUCCUUCUGGGCGGCCCCCAUCGAGUGCCUGAUAGGCUGCGGCAUCAUUCUCACGGGGAUCCCGGCCUACCUGCUGGGCUACAAGUGGCAGAAGCCACUUGUGGUCAAGAAGAUGCUUGAAAUAUUCACGAUGUUUUGUCAGAAGAUAUUCCUGGCCGUCCCCGAGGAGAAGCGUGAUGAAUCUGAGGCACCUGAGUAAUGCCGGAUGAGGGCCCUCAACAGCCCAUGGCUCAACAUUUUGUUUACUUGAACAUUUGUAAUUUAUGUGGCAGUUGGCUUUUUUUUGUUGUUGUAGAGCUUUGCAAUCAUGGUCAAGGAGGGUUUACAUGAAUGUAUCACUUGAGAUUCAAGUGUGUGUCGGCUAAAACAACUUGCUUCAAAUGUGCAUCACUAAUUGUAUUCAUUGUAGUGGCCUAAAAAUGUAUCCUCGUAUGUUUCAGUGUUGCUGCUCUCACACAAAUUUAGUACAACUGCCACACAAUGAAGGCGAAAAACUGUAUUUUAUCUCUCUUCUCCGUAAAAUGACGGCCAACUGUAGCCGUGUCAGCUACGUUUGUAACGCUCCAGCGCUUGAACAUUUUAAUAUGGCCUUCUACAACAUCUUUAUGAGAGCUUGUUCAGAAUGUUUUCUUUAGAUAAACUAAAAACACACAAAAAAGUCUUCGUAUGAAUAGAAUAAUACACCUAAUCAGAAUCAUUAACAAACCCCUUAGUCGGCAAUUAAACGUUACUAAUAUAAUUUAGUUCAGAAUGUUUUCUUUAAAUAAACUAAAAACACACAAAAAAGUCUUAGUAUGAAUAGAAUAAUACAACUAAUCAGAAUAAUAAAGAAAGCCCUUCGACAACAAUUAAACGUUACUAAUAUAAUUUCUGUGAUGAUACUUUUCCAUAUUUUUAGUUUUGUAUCCAUUUGUACAUGAAGCACAAACUAUACAGUGAAAUGAAAUGUGUGUGUGCGUGUGUGCGUGUGUGCUGAUGUUGUGCUGUCUUUCUUCACUGUAAGGUUCUCUUGAAAAGGGCAAAACCACUAGGGAUGGGCAUCUAAAUGAAAUGAAAAAAAAAAUAUAUAGUUUACUUUAUUUUUUAAUGUCCCUGAGAUGGCUUUUAGUUAGGUUCAGUGAAGACUCUAAGUCAGUGGUUCUUAACCUUAUUGGAGGCACUGAACCCCACCAGUUUUAUAUGUGCAUUCACCAAACCCCUCUUUAAUGAAAAAAAUAUUUUUUUUCAAAUUCUAGACAUCAAUGUUUAUUACUGGUGCACAAAAUGAGCCAUGCAUGAACAUCACCUUGCUCAAAGAACAUCACCAACACAAUGCAUGUACUCAAAACAAAUUAUAUACCUGCAAAUCAGUGUGACUUUGCGAGACCAGUUCAGAUGUGCGUCCUCACAAAAUCACACAAUAAAUCAGGUGUGUUCCGACCUCUGCAGUGGAGGCUCUUCCGAACCCCUGAGACCGACUCACUGAACCCCUAGGCUUCGAUCGAACCCAGGUUAAGAACCAUUGCUCUAAAUUGUCCAUAGGAGCGCAUGUGAGUGUUCACGGUUGUUUGUCUGUAUGUGAUUGACUGGCAACCAGUCCAGGUUGGACCCAAACCCCAGUCCAGCCUACCUGAUACUACGAGGACAAACGCCAUAAAAAAAAAAAAAAAAAAAGGAUGAUUGCAGCUGAGCGGUGGACUAAUGAAAAUAAUAAUUUGCCACAAUCAAUCAAUGGAUUAUGCCCAUCCCAAGUGAUGAUGCUGGAUAAGAGCAUCUAAGGCUUUACAAAGACUUGCAUCACUGUCAGUCUGUAGUGGCUGCACAUACUGUCACUGUCGCAUUUGUAUUUUCAAUCACAUGGACCAUUAAAUGUGUGAUGAACAACCCAACUGAGCUGAGCCUCAACGGACUCGAGCGGGAUCAGGUUUUCAUUAAAUGUUUUUGUUUUUCUUGCCCACCUCCCAAAGAAAAGCAAGGUGGCUUGAAAACAACAUUCUGCUCAUAGUCUCAUAUGAUUGCCUACUGAAUCUUAGAAUACAGUACAGGUGCAGCUCAGUAAAUAAAAUGUAUUGGUAAGUUUAGUUUAUUUCAGUAGUUUAAUUCAAAAAGUGUAACUUAGAUAGAUUUGCGACAUACUAUGAAGUAUUUCAUGAUUUUGUUGAUGAUAUGAUUACAGCUAACAAACAUCCUCAAAUCUACCAAUUUACCAAGAAACUGGAAUAGUACUACACCAAGUGUGCAGGUGUCAACUGAAGUCGUUUUAAUUUGUAAUUGUCAUUAGUGAUGGAAAUGAAGCUUCAAAUUUGCUUUAUGAACCAGUUAUUAUUUUUUUUUUAUUCCGCAGAAAGGGGGUUAGGGGAUGGCAAGUUAGAAUGCUUUCAGUCCAAAGUUGAACACAGAGUGCCAUCUAAAAAUAGUAAAAAAUGUUAAAAAUACAACUGAUUCAUGAAGCAAAUUUGAAGCUUCAUUUCCCCAUCAUUAAACAUGCCAUAAGAAACAAUUCAGGUUAUUUUAAAUACCGAAAUUAAGACAGAAACUGACAGACGGCCAGUCCAGGUGCUUGACUCCAGCACUCUAAUUCUAAUUCUAGUGAGGAUAAGUGGUAUAGAACAUGGAUGUAAAUUAGGGUUGUAAAUGGCCUGAUUUUUUUUAAAUUCCUUUGUAGAUUUGUUUUAAUGAAUCUGAAUAAUAUACAUUAUGAUUUUCACUUUUUGAAUUGAACUAUUGAAAUAAAUGAACUUCUGACCGAUAUUCUAGGCAUAUUUAUGAGCAUUGAACAUAGAUAUUCAUCUAGUUCAAAACAAAAGAAAGUGGAUCAUUGAUGUGAACACAGAAAAACACUGUCAGCCUUCAUUUUUGGACCCUGGAUAAUAAUAAACACAAUAGACCGAAGGGCGAAGCAAAUUGGAUUACAAAAAAAAAGUAAAUUACUGACUGUCUACUGAAAGGUUCUGCAAGCAACCCCCAUCAAAACUGCCUUUGAUGAUUUCAUCAGAUGUAAUUGAAAGUGGCUAUGUCAGUUUCAGUCCAACUGUUGUGUGGCAGUGACCAUGGCAGGUACAUGUGACAAUAAAGCUAUUUUUGUUCAG
Messenger RNA from Syngnathus typhle (broad-nosed pipefish), 4742 nucleotides. Its product is annotated as large neutral amino acids transporter small subunit 1-like. The coding region runs from base 284 to 1873 and encodes 529 amino acids. The record is from RefSeq and is a predicted model, not a curated record. Gene Ontology annotation, molecular function: L-amino acid transmembrane transporter activity; neutral L-amino acid transmembrane transporter activity. Gene Ontology annotation, biological process: neutral amino acid transport; amino acid transmembrane transport. Lineage: Eukaryota; Metazoa; Chordata; Actinopteri; Syngnathiformes; Syngnathidae. Gene Ontology annotation, cellular component: membrane. The transcript has 11 exons.